AUGCCAUCCUCUUCCAACGCACCUCAUACAUCCCUCUUCCGCUUCACCUGUUAUCUACUUCCGUCCCACCUGCUGUCCCCUCUAACCUCUCACCUGCUAUCCUCUUCCGCCUCAUCUGCUAUCUUCUUCCGCCUCAUCUGCUAUCCUCUUACGUCUCACAUGCUAUCUUCUUCCGCCUCAGCUGCUUUCCUCUUACGUCUCACUUGCUAUCCUCUUCCGCCUCAUCUGCCAUCUUCUUCCGGGCCCUCUGCUGCUAUCCCUCUUACGUCUCACAUGCCAUCUUCUUCCGCCCCAGCUGCUUUCUCUUACGUCUCACUUGCUAUACUCUUCCGCCCCCAUCUGCUAUCCUCUUACGUCUCCUCUUGCCAUCCUCUUCCGCCUCCAUCACAUCCUCUUACGUCUCACUUGCUAUCCUCUUCCGCCUCACCUGCUAUCCUCUUACGUCUCACCUGCUAUCCUCUUCCGCCUCACCUGCUAUCCUCUAACCUCUCACCUGCUAUCCUCUUCCGCCUCACCUGCUCCUCUUACAUCUCCACUUGCCUAUCCUCUUCCGCCCCACCUGCUAUCCUCUUCCGCAUCACCUGCUAUCCUCUUCCCGCCAAACAGCUAUUAUCUUCCGCCUCACCUGGCCCUCUUAUGACUCACCUGAUAUCCCUCUUCCGUCUCACCUGCUAA
Acanthosepion pharaonis is the source of this 675-nucleotide messenger RNA. NCBI's taxonomy places the organism in Eukaryota, Metazoa, Mollusca, Cephalopoda, Sepiida, Sepiidae. The record is from the annotation of a GenBank genome assembly.